GGAGAGAUAUUAAGGAUAUUUUCGAUGGCUCACAUGGGCGAAAGACAAGCUUUGGGUCGCUCCAGAUCCACUGCUGUUUUAACCCAGAUGGCUGCUGGUCAGGAGGCUGGGAGACAGUGUGGAGACCACAUUCAGAAAGCACUGUCAACCCCGACCCGGCCUGGCUAUAUCUGUCCUGUGCCUUCUGAGUCGACUCAACGGAAGAGGAAGAGACAGAGCUCGGAGGAUGAAGAUCCCAGACCCACCAAACGCUCUGCUGAAGAUGCGUAUAUAAAGGGCCCAAUGCUGGGUCAAGGUGGAUUCGGCUCUGUGUUUGCUGGGACCCGCAGCUCUGAUGGAUUGCCAGUGGCCAUCAAGUACGUGACUAAAGACGAGGAGCACGAGGACGUGGAAGUUGAAGGUCAGGGUCUGCUGCCGCUGGAGGUCGCGUUGAUGACCCGAGUCAAUUCAGCUCCUGUCUGUCCCAGUGUCCUGAAGCUGCUGGAGUGGUUUGACCAUCCCGAACGCUACGUCAUGAUCCUGGAACGGCCGGAUCCUUGCCAGGAUCUCCACAGUUUCUGUGAGGAGAACGGCUGUCUGGAUGAGAGCCAGGCCAAGAAGGUGCUGCUGCAGCUCAUCGACGCUCUCAAACACUGCGAGAGCCGCGGCGUCUUCCACCGGGACGUCAAGCCACAGAACCUGCUCAUUUGCACCGAUACCAGCGAGAUCAAGCUGCUGGACUUUGGCUGCGGACACCUCCUGAAGGACUCGCAGUAUGAAGAGUUUGCAGGCACUCUUUCAUACGCCCCUCCGGAGUGGUUUCGUUUCCACAGCUAUCGUGCCGGAGCAGCCACUGCUUGGUCGCUGGGUGUGACGCUCUACAAGCUCCUGUGCGGCUCUCUACCUUUCCAAAGCGCACGGAGGGUUCGCAGACUGCGCUUCCCGAGUCACCUGUCUGCAGACUGCCGUCAGUUGAUUAGAUGGUGUCUUAGAGCAGCAGCGGACGAGCGUCCCAGCUUACAGGACAUUGAACAGCAUCCCUGGUUACGCUCCACAGGUGGCCAAUCACAGCACACUCAUCUCAAUGACUCCGUGUUGAUUGGACAGUUGGAUUGUCCUGUCAGGAUCAAUGUAGGUAACUGUCUGUAAUUGUGAACAUAGUGUGAGCAGGAGUGCAGGACACAGGAGCAGCAGAGACAGCUGGACACCUGCAGUGAGGACGAGUGGACAGCAGGCGUUUCAUGUGUUUUGUAAUGCUGUGCUUCACUCUGGAGCGUGACUGAGGGCUCUGUGUGGAUGCUGGAGGAGCUGGACACGCAGCGCCGGCUCAAACCAGAGUCCUGAAGCUACAGAGAUCCGCUCCAGACUGAGCCUAAACCAGCAUGAAGAGACAAAAACAUCAAAACCUUAGGAAUGAUUUAAUUACUUAACUGAAACCUACAGAAAACAUUUCUGUUAUUUGAAAUAAAUUAACCUUUAACUGAAUCUAAAAAUAUAAAUAAAAACCAUAAUAUAUAAAUAUAAAUAUAUCCAAAUACUGUAGUCAUUGCUUUACCUUCAUAAAUGACUGUGUUAUUUAAACUAGUUUAAAGCCAAACAGGAGAAACACUGUGCAACAAACGAGACAGCCAGAAGGCUUUUCAAUCUAAACAUUGGCAUCAUUUACCAUGUUAACACUCACUGCACCAUGGGAUUGUGACAGCAAUGUGGGAUAUUCACACCGAAUUUCAUUAAGUAAAAAAAAGAA
Molecule: messenger RNA, 1726 nt
Organism: Carassius auratus (goldfish)
Lineage: Eukaryota; Metazoa; Chordata; Actinopteri; Cypriniformes; Cyprinidae
Product: serine/threonine-protein kinase pim-3-like
Exons: 7
Coding region: 25-1128 (367 amino acids)
Biological process (GO): negative regulation of apoptotic process; regulation of mitotic cell cycle; protein autophosphorylation
Cellular component (GO): cytoplasm
Molecular function (GO): protein serine/threonine kinase activity; ATP binding
Source: RefSeq, a predicted model, not a curated record